AUGAUAACAACUAAAACGUCUUUAACAUUAACAAGUUUAAUAGUAUUAUCAUUGGUAAUAAUCUUCAAUACGGUAUAUGAUCCAAUAUCAGCUUCAAUAGGGUUCUCAUUACUUGGAUGUGCAAUAACAUGGAGUCUUGUACCGAUAUUAAAAGAUAGCUUCAUAAAGGCCAAUUUAUUUGGCAAUGAUUUAAAUAAACUUAAUAAACCUAUAAUACCUGAAAGCAUGGGAGUUUUGGGAGAAUUUCUAUCAGCAAUGUUGUCAUUACAAUCAAUGAUUUUCUUGGGCUUUGCAGAUGAUGUAUUUUCUAUUAGAUGGAGAUAUAAAUUGUUAUUACCAGGAAUAGCAUCUAUACCAUUAUUAAUGGUUUAUUAUGUUAAUUUUGGUGAAACUCAUAUUAUCAUGCCAAUACCUCUAAGAUUUUUAUUUGGUAUAAAUGGAGUGGAAUUAGGACAAUCUUUGAUUAUUGCUAUAUCAAUUGUGAUCAAUGAUUUAUUAUUUAUAAAUGACAAAGGGAAUUUAAAUCAAUUAAGUAUUGAGGCUCAUUUAUUCUCUUUAUAUUUUAUGUUACCUUUUAUUGGAGUUUCUAUUGGUUUAUUGGUUCAUAAUUGGUAA
Entrophospora sp. SA101 is the source of this 615-nucleotide messenger RNA. The record is from the annotation of a GenBank genome assembly. NCBI's taxonomy places the organism in Eukaryota, Fungi, Glomeromycota, Glomeromycetes, Entrophosporales, Entrophosporaceae.